This is a messenger RNA of Phyllostomus discolor (pale spear-nosed bat), 2145 nucleotides long. RefSeq names its product glycine-N-acyltransferase like 3 (gene GLYATL3). The record is from RefSeq and is a predicted model, not a curated record. Gene Ontology annotation, molecular function: glycine N-acyltransferase activity. NCBI's taxonomy places the organism in Eukaryota, Metazoa, Chordata, Mammalia, Chiroptera, Phyllostomidae. The coding region runs from base 266 to 1132 and encodes 288 amino acids. Gene Ontology annotation, cellular component: mitochondrion. The transcript is spliced from 6 exons.
GGCUUGAGAAAUAAAUUCACCAUUUUGGAAGAAAGAGCCACUGCUUGCACAGUGACAAGACCUCAGUUUCAGGCUAGACUCUCAAGAGCAGUGCUUCCCUAUCUUCCUCCUCCUUCCCUCUUCAGAGGGAGCGAUGGCAUUCAGAAUUACAGCCCAUGAAAAUAGGACUUCACAGGUUUUCCUACGUGAAAUAUUAACCAGCAAUAGUUAAGUAUGUAUCUUCAAGUUUCUAAUUAGGUUUGGAAUUGCUGGAGCUCUGGAGAAGAUGUUGGUACUAAACUGUUCUACCAAAUUACUGACCCUGGAAAAAAUGCUGAAGAGUCACUUUCCUGAAUCACUCAAGGUGUAUGGAGCAGUGAUGAACAUAAAUCGUGGGAAUCCCUUUCAAAAGGAAGUGGUAUUGGAUUCAUGGCCAGACUUCAAAGCUGUCAUCACUCGGCGGCAGAAAGAGGCUGAGACAGAUAACCUGGACCACUAUACUAACGCUUACGCUGUGUUCUACAAGGACAUCAGAGCUUACCGACGGCUGUUGGAAGAACAUGAUGUUAUCAACUGGGACCAAGUUUUUCAAAUACAAGGGCUGCAGAGUGAGUUAUAUGAUGUCACCAAAGCUGUUGCCAACUCAAAGCAGCUGAAUGUGCAACUCACUUCCUUUAAGGCUGUUCGUUUUUCUCCUGUGUCAACUCUGCCAGACACCAGUCUCCUAAUGAGUUCUCCCCCGAGACUAACCCACCUGAGUGUCGCUGACGCUGACCUACUCAACCGGACGUGGUCGAGGGGCGGCAACGAACAGUGUCUCCAGUAUAUAGCCAACCUCAUCUCCUGCUUCCCCAGUGUGUGUGUCCGCGAUGACAAGGGAAACCCAGUUUCUUGGUCUCUCACGGACCAGUUCGCCACCAUGUGCCAUGGCUACACCCUGCCAGAGCACCGCAGGAAGGGCUACAGCAGGCUGGUGGCCCUCACACUGGCCCGGAAGCUGCAGAGCCGGGGAUUCCCCUCUCAGGGCAACGUCCUUGAUGACAACACAGCCUCCAUCAGCCUCCUGAAGAGCGUCCAUGCCGAGUUCUUGCCUUGUCGUUUCCAUCGGCUCAUUCUCACCCCUGUGGCUUUCUCUGGCCAAAGCCGCCUCUAGCCCAGUGAAAUGCCAGGAGUUUUCUUCCUUUCCCUGAAGAUACACAUACUCCUUAACUGCCAAUAAAGAGAGCAUUAAAACUGGGAUCAGGAGAAUCUUAGUUGUUGAGAAGGCCAGGAGAAAACAGACAGGAUCAGCCUGAGAGGCUCUUCCCUCUCUCUGUCUCAGGUUUCCGCAGCAACUAACUGGGAGACAGGGAUCGCUGUGGCUGUAACAGAGGGAAUUAGCCUCCUUCAGGAUCCUCUGCAGAACAACGGUUCUGAAGCCCGCAGUUCUCAACAUAGUGCCAGAAACGACAGCAUGAGAACGAACCACGGGAGCAUGUGGCUACAGCUUCAUUACUGCUGCCUGGCCCUCUGCUCUGUCUCCUCACCACCACACCAGUUCCCGGCCACCAUCAGUAGCACCCACCUGCGCCCAUGCUGCUGCCUCCCCAAGCUCAGCUCCUAUCGCUUCUGACCCAACUUCUCUGCAGACACUCCUGUUUUUUUUGUCUUUAAUUACUGACUCUUCACAUCUGCCAGUGGCUCUAGCCUAUACUUCUUCCCUGGGAAUAUUCAGAUGCCGUGGUUCUCACCUUUUGCUGCAUUUCAGAAUCACUGGCAGGGCCAGAGACUCGACACAGAUGGCUGAGUCGCUCCCCCACAGUCCUUCUUCACUCAGUAAGUCUGGGGUAGGGCCUGAGAAUUUGUGUUUCUAACAAAUUCCCACUGCCUACUAGCCUUGGAUGGAGGAAUGAAGAUAGGGGAGUUUUAAAUGCUAGAAACAGAUGAUGUCAGUGUAGGACUGGACCUUACCUAUCACCUACUCCAGCCUACUUGUCUAUAAUUGGCUUUCUCAUAGGACACUAAGACGCAUGUACAAAUGUGAAUGUGGACAUACAGAUAAUUAUAUACACAUACAUAUACUCACAUAUAUAAGUAGUUUUCUUUCAUAUUUUCUACAUGUAUAUAAACUCAGAAUUUUGAUAAGACAAUAAACUUUAAUUCUCACAUUACAUAUGAAGAAUUUGA